AACCCUCGCGGGUUCACAGUUCCGUAUUUGACUUUAUAUGCACAUGUAGAGUCUAUUAGUUAAACCCCAUUUGUCUUUGAAAUACAAAUAGCAACUAAAUAAAUACCAGAGAUCUGAGAGUUAAACUGCACAGCUUUGCAUCCUUCAGAGAAUAUCACUGAUGAUGGAUGGAUCUACAGCAAAAGGAGUUCUUCACCCGUACUGGCCACGAGACCUUUCAAUUCCCUCUUAUGUGGCCAAUAACCGAUCCAUGUCAGAGAUCCUGGCUUUUCUGUUUUCCGUGUCUGGUGUUUUUGUGCUCGUAACAUGGCUGAUCACAGGGAUGAAUGGCAGGCUGGGCAUGUGGAGACGCCUGGCUAUUUGCUGGUUCGCAGUUUGUGGUUUCAUCCAUGGAGUUAUUGAGGGCUGGUUCUCACUGUAUUAUGACAUUCUACCCGGAGACCAGAGCUUCCUGUCACAGCUUUGGAAAGAGUACUCCAAAGGAGACAGCAGAUAUGUAAUAGCGGAUAACUUCACUGUGUGUAUGGAGACCGUGACUGCUUGCUUAUGGGGUCCUUUCAGUUUCUGGGCUGUAUAUUCCUUUCUUACUAAUAAGCCCUACAGAUUUGUUCUGCAGCUCAUCAUUUCAUUGGGUCAGCUGUAUGGAGCAGUGCUUUACUUUUUCACCGAGCACAGAGAUGGUUAUGCCCACAGUGAGCUGGGACAUCCAAUAUACUUCUGGUUCUACUUUGUGUUCAUGAACGUGCUGUGGAUCGUCAUACCUCUGGUGCUCAUUGUGGAUUCCUGGAAAGAGCUGUCAGCAGCCCAAGAACACACAGACAACACGAAGACACAGAAAAUAAAGAGGAAGUGAGCAGCAACACCCUGAGCAGACAAGAUGGAGCAAAAGAAAUGUUUCAUGAGAGUUUUUUUUCUCAUAUUGUCCAUGUUCCUUGAAAUAUUUUUAUGAAUUUCAGUGUCAGAUGAUUCACAGAUGUGCAAUGAAUUUAUUUUUUAUUGUUUUGACAAUUCUGAGAAAAUGAAUGAAUAAUACCAACUUCAUGGUGUCGUUUAUUCUACAUAACAAAGUUAUAAGGUUUGUGGUUUGUAAACAUACAUAAA
This is a messenger RNA of Menidia menidia (Atlantic silverside), 1101 nucleotides long. The record is from the annotation of a GenBank genome assembly. Lineage: Eukaryota; Metazoa; Chordata; Actinopteri; Atheriniformes; Atherinopsidae.